UCAAACCAACUUUCCCCAACAAAAUCUCCCACUAGCUCGCUCAAAGAGUUUAUAUCCCUCAACAAAAACUUCAACAUUAUAUGUGAAGGUUAAUUGGAAAAACUUUGACAACUUCAAACACUUUUAUGUAUCUAAUUCUGAAAAUGUUUUUGAGCGAUUUGAAGUAACUCUAAAAAUAUUUUCAAGUGAAAAAUCGGAGAGUUUAGUGUUUAAUGGAGAAAAUGAACAUUAUAAUGUUUUUAAGUUUGAGCCAAACAAAUAUUGGUUAGCUAAUCACAUAAGAAUUGAAGUUAAACCGCUAAUGCGAAAGAUUAAAGAAAACCCCUUGAAGAUUAUAAAGUCAUCUGAAAUUGAAGGAGAAAGCUCUGUAUCUGCCAGUGAGAGAAAUGCUUCAGAACUUCCAACAUUGUGGGGAGAAUUUGAGUAUGAUUAUGGCACAAGAGUUUUGUUCAAUUACGAUGAAUCUUUUAAAAAUCCGAGAUUUGUAAUUACGGAUAAUGCAGCUUUGGAAGGAUUAUUCCCAAUUGUUAAUUUAAAAUUUUAUAUUAAAAUACCCAACAAUUAUAAAUUUGUUAAAUUGUUUUGUCAAAAAACUAAACAAUAUAAGAAAUGGUUUAAAGCAGAUUUAAACGAUGUUAAGGAAAUUUUGGGAGAAAAGGAUGGUGAUAAAGAAAUCUUGGUUAAAUACAAGGGGCAUGUCUGUCCUGAAGAUAAUUAUGAAUUUCAUUUUAUUAAAACGACUGAGAAAUUUACAAUGGUAUUUUUAAAUAAAAGUUUGAUAAUCUACAAAAUAGACUUAACUAAAAUAGUUUCAUAAAUAUGUAUAGAUUUAAAAAGUUACUGAGCUGGUAGAAUAAUAAAAUAAUUGUUAAACCCCAAAUAAUAGAAAAUAAUUGUUAAUAUUAUCUGUUUCUCUAAUAAAAACGGUAAAGGAUCGAAUGUUGAGAGGAUCAGUUAAUUCAAUGUUUUCAUAUAUUCAAGAUUUGGUGGGGGACCGGUCCUUUAGUUAUGGUACUCUUUCUCGAUACUUUUUGGCACUUUUCGGAGCUCGAAUUUCACCUAAUUUUAUGUAAUGAUUUUGAGAACAUAAUCCAUG
This is a messenger RNA of Meloidogyne enterolobii, 1096 nucleotides long. NCBI's taxonomy places the organism in Eukaryota, Metazoa, Nematoda, Chromadorea, Rhabditida, Meloidogynidae. The record is from the annotation of a GenBank genome assembly.